This is a messenger RNA of Elgaria multicarinata webbii, 6522 nucleotides long. It is a transcript of the gene KDM3B, whose product is annotated as lysine demethylase 3B. Lineage: Eukaryota; Metazoa; Chordata; Lepidosauria; Squamata; Anguidae. The coding region runs from base 121 to 5376 and encodes 1751 amino acids. Gene Ontology annotation, molecular function: transcription coregulator activity; chromatin DNA binding; histone H3K9 demethylase activity. The transcript is spliced from 24 exons. Gene Ontology annotation, cellular component: histone deacetylase complex; chromatin. The record is from RefSeq and is a predicted model, not a curated record. Gene Ontology annotation, biological process: regulation of transcription by RNA polymerase II.
GCCGGGACCAGGGCGGGCUGCGUUCGGGGGGCCCAACGUAGGGCUGUCGCUGGCUCGGUCGGUGUCUGUGGCGGCUGUUGGGCUCGAGGACGCGGCGGAGGCGGCUCCUGCCCGGCGGGGAUGGCGGACGCGGCGGCCUCCCCGGUGGGGAAGCGGCUCCUGCUGUUGCUGGUAGCGGGGACGGGCGAGAGUGAGGCGACGGGGACGGAGCCUGGGCCUGCACUGCCCUCCCGGGCCUGGAGGAGCGGAACCGUGCGGGCCAUGAGUGGGGCCGUACCCCAGGACUUAGCGAUAUUUGUGGAAUUUGACCGGUGCAGUUGGAAACAGCAUGCUUGGGUGAAAGUUCAUGCAGAAGAAGUGAUAGUUUUGAUGUUGGAAGGAUCUCUGGUUUGGGUCCCUCGAAAUGAAACAUUUCUGCUUCAAGGAACUAGAGUGUCUGUUGAACAUUGGCCAGGACUGACUUUCACUCCUUUAGUAGAUAAGCUGGGUUUAGGCUCUGUGGUUCCAGUAGAAUCUCUUGUUGACCGAGACUUGAGGUUCCUAUCUGAUGCCAGUGGAUUACGUCUUUUCCAGCAGAUGGCAACAGAAAGUCAGAACCAAAUGCUCCAACAACAGCCUUUACUGAGGGAAGCUGUCAAUGCAUUGAUCGGUGAUCAGAAGCUUCAGGAGAUAUUUAGCAGAGGUCCUUAUAGCAUCCAGGGUCAAAGAGUGAAGGUGUAUCAGCCAGAGGAGGAAAACAGUUGGGUCUCUGCUGUUGUGAGCUGUCAAGAUCCUAUCACUCGUCUCAUGGAGGUGGUUUUGACAGAGACUGGUGAAAUCAAGUCAGUGGACCCCCGACUGAUUCAUGUAGUGAUGGACACUUCUCCUCUGAAUGAGGGAGGAUCUCUAAAGGGAGCUAAAUCCUCAAAAGGGAAAAAGAAGAGAGAAAAUGUCGAAGGGAAAGAUGGCCGACGGAGAAAAAAUGCUUCUGAUGCUGGGUGUGAUCAUGCUAUGAAGAAGUUAAAGGAGAGGGGCGAAGUGGAUAGUAAUGGAAAUGAUGGAAACGAAGCAAACAGGGGAGCUUGGAAAGGAAGCAUCAGCAGUGACGUGUCUCCGGAUCCAAAGGCCAAACAGCUUCCCCCAUUUGUUCCUCAAAUUAAUCGUAGUAUUCGUUUUGCCACGUACACAAAGGAGAAUGGCCGGACUCUUGUAGUCCAGGAUGAACAAGUGGGUGAUGACACACCUAUGCCCUUUACUUCUUUUUCUUCAGCUGCUGCCCAAGCACUGCUGAGUGGAGCUGGGAAUCAAGAGGUGGCAAAAUCCUUGGAACAGGCCAAUCAAAGUCCAGUGACUGCCCCUGUAGUAAUUACUACAGCUGGGCCAACACCAACUACUGUGCGGAGUUCUGAUACUGGCCUGCCUGCAGUUACUGGACAAGAAAAACAGAAAGCGGGCCGUUCACAGGCCCAGGGAGAGAAUUCCCCAGAUUCAUUGCUGGCUUCUCCAGGAUUUGGAGCUGCACCCUCGAGUGCCUCCCAGCCUUUAGGGUUUGACAGUGGGCGAAGCCAAUCCAAUGGAGUGCUAGCUCCAGAGAAGAAGCCUGCUGGGUUUCCAUUUGGUAGUAACACUGGUCAGGAGGUCCAGAAAGAUUCUGAUUUAUCAAAGAACUUGUUUUUUCAGUGCAUGUCCCAGAAUCUUCCCACCAGCAACUACUUCACAGCCUUGUCAGAGAAUCUAGCUGAAGAGCCCGCUAGUCAGGACUCAUUGAAAAAAAGUACGGAGAGCCUGAGUUUGGGCAGCUGUAAAAGUAAAGGUGUUGCAGGAGAAGCUAAACCUGCAACUCAGUUGGGCAGUUCUGUAGACCGGAAGCUGCCAGUGGAGUCUAUGCCCACCCUUACUCCAGCUUUUCCACGAAACCUCUUGAGUACUCGACCUCCAGAUAAUCACGAGAAUCUCUUUUUGCAACCCCCAAAACUGUCACGGGAGGAACCCUCAAACCCUUUCCUGGCAUUUGCAGAAAAAUCAGAACUCAGUCCUUUCAGUAGCUUUGCAUCCUCAUCUCAGCCAGGAGUAUCUUCUACUCCCUCUUCAGUUCUUGGUUCCAAGACAACUUCUGGCUGGCCAGAUUUGCACACCUCAACUGACUCUUUAGCAAAAAAGAAAAGCUUGUUUAUAACGACGGAUUCCUCCAAGAUCUUGUCCAGUGCACCUAGUUCGACUCUCUUUGCUGGUGUUCAGAGCUCAUCUACUUUGGGGAAUGGCCGUUCCAGCUCGCCUAUCGGCAGCCUGACACAACCUAUUGAAAUGCCCACGCUCUCCUCCAGUCCAACAGAAGAAAAGCCAUCUGUUGGGCCUGGGCAACAGGACAAUCCUCUUAUGAAAACUUUUUCUAAUGUGUUUGGCAGACAUCCGCCUGGCUUCUUCUCUUCGCAGGCAGAGCAAGCAUUGGAGAACAAAGCCCCCUUUGAAACUGUGAAAAGGUUCUCUCUAGAUGAGCGGAGCAUGCCAUCUAAGCAGGAUUCUGAUUCUAGCACCAAUAGCGACCUCUCUGAUAUGAGUGACUCUGAGGAGCAGCUGCACACCAAAGCUUGUCUGAAGGGAAUCCCAGAGCAUCUGAUUGGGAAACUGGGUCCCAACUGCGAGCGGAAUGCUGAACUACUAAUGGGCAAGGCAAAAGGGAAACAAACCCCAAAGGGGAGGCCUCGCACUGCCCCCCUGAAAGUCGGCCAGUCUGUACUGAAAGACAUGAGUAAGGUGAGGAAGCUGAAGCAGUCAGGAGAACCGUUCCUCCAGGAUGGCUCCUGCAUCAACGUAGCCCCUCAUCUGCACAAGUGCCGUGAGUGCCGUUUGGAACGCUACCGGAAGUUCAAGGAACAAGAGCAGGAUGACUCUACUGUGGCCUGCCGCUUCUUUCACUUCCGCAGACUGAUAUUUACUCGGAAGGGUAUACUACGAGUGGAGGGAUUCUUGAACCCCCAACAGAGUGACUGUGAUGCUAUGAGCUUGUGGAUCCCAUCGUCAUCCCCUGCAGAGGGGAUUGAUCUGGAGACUUCAAAAUACAUCCUGGCAAAUGUUGGGGACCAGUUCUGUCAACUGGUUAUGUCUGAAAAGGAGGCAAUGAUGAUGGUGGAACCACACCAGAAAGUGGCCUGGAAGAGAGCUGUACGGGGUGUGAGGGAAAUGUGUGAUGUAUGUGAAACGACAUUAUUCAAUAUUCAUUGGGUUUGUCGCAAAUGUGGCUUUGGGGUGUGUCUGGACUGUUACCGUCUCAGGAAAAACCGUCCACGCAGUGAGACGGAGGAGAUUGGUGAUGAAGAGGUUUUUUCAUGGCUGAAGUGUGCAAAGGGACAGUCACAUGAACCAGAGAAUCUCAUGCCAACACAGAUCAUCCCUGGCACAGCACUAUACAAUAUUGGAGACAUGGUUCAUGCAGCACGUGGCAAAUGGGGAAUUAAAGCUAACUGUCCAUGUAUUAACCGGCAGAACAAAUCUGUGUUGCGACCUGCUGUCACCAAUGGAAUUUCACAGCAGCUGCCCAGUCUGAAUCCUGGUGUAUCAGCUUCUGGAAAUGAAACCCCAUUCUCUGGUGGCACAGGAACAACAGAAGGUGGGCAGCCAGACACAAAUGUUGUGCCUAAGUCUGAAACUACAGAGGGCAAGGUUGAGGAGCCUAUAAAGACGGAGGCUCCAGCCACUAGCACUCCAGCAACCAGCAACAGUGGUGAGGCAAAGCCUAACAAGUCACUAUGUUCAGAAACAAGUCCCUCAUCAGCAUUGCACUGGCUUGCAGAUUUAGCAACACAAAAAGCAAAAGAAGAAACAAAAGAAGCAGGUUCACUGAGGUCAGUGCUCAGUAAAGAAUCUCAGUCACCUUUUGGAUUGGAUUCCUUCAACUCCGGUGCAAAGGCCUCCCCUUUAACUCCAAAGCUUUUUAAUAGCCUCUUGUUGGGCCCAGUUGCCUCAAGUAACAAGACAGAAGGUUCCAGUCUUCGUGAUUUGCUUAACUCUGGGCCUGGAAAGCUGCCUCAGGCUUCCCCUGAUACAGGGAUCCCUUUUCCUCCUGUCUUUUCUGGAGCUUCCACUGGGGCCAAGAGCAAAGCCAGUUUGCCCAACUUCCUUGAUCACAUUAUUGCUUCUGUGGUGGAAAAUAAGAAGAUGUCUGAUGCUACCAAGCGAGCAAGCAAUUUGGCUGACACACAUAAAGAAGUGAAAGAAAUGGUAAUGGGAUUAAAUGUGCUGGAUCCACACACCUCCCAUUCUUGGCUCUGUGAUGGAAGGCUUCUGUGUCUUCAUGACCCCAGCAACAAAAAUAACUGGAAGAUCUUCAGAGAGUGUUGGAAACAGGGCCAGCCUGUUCUGGUUUCUGGUGUUCAUAAGAAGCUGAAGCCUGAACUCUGGAAGCCAGAGGCAUUUAGCCUGGAAUUUGGAGAUCAAGAUGUAGAUCUGGUCAAUUGUAGGAACUGUGCCAUAAUCUCAGAUGUUAAAGUGCGCGACUUCUGGGAUGGCUUUGAGGUCAUUUCUAAGCGCCUGAGAGCAGAUGAUGGGCAGCCUAUGGUACUGAAGUUAAAAGACUGGCCUCCAGGAGAGGAUUUUAGAGACAUGAUGCCUACAAGGUUUGAGGAUCUAAUGGAAAACCUUCCUCUCCCAGAGUACACUAAGAGGGAUGGAAGACUGAAUCUGGCAUCGAGAUUGCCAAGCUACUUUGUGCGACCUGAUCUGGGUCCCAAAAUGUACAACGCAUAUGGGCUGAUAACUGCAGAAGACAGAAGAGUUGGUACAACCAAUCUGCAUUUAGAUGUGUCUGAUGCAGUUAAUGUUAUGGUGUACGUUGGAAUCCCCGUUGGGGAAGGUGCUCAUGAUGAUGAGGUGCUGAAAACCAUCGAUGAGGGAGAUGCUGAUGAUGUUACAAAGCAGCGAAUCCAUGAAGCAAAAGAGAAACCAGGGGCACUCUGGCACAUUUAUGCUGCUAAAGAUGCUGAGAAAAUCAGGGAGCUUCUUCGGAAGGUUGGUGAAGAACAAGGGCAAGAAAAUCCUCCAGAUCAUGACCCAAUCCAUGACCAAAGCUGGUACCUGGACCAGACCCUACGUAAGCGUCUGUAUGAGGAAUAUGGAGUGCAAGGCUGGGCAAUAGUGCAGUUCCUGGGAGAUGCUGUAUUUAUUCCUGCAGGGGCCCCUCACCAGGUUCAUAAUUUGUAUAGCUGCAUUAAAGUUGCAGAAGAUUUUGUAUCUCCAGAACACGUUAAACACUGCUUCCGCUUGACCCAGGAGUUCAGGCACCUGUCUAACACUCACACAAACCAUGAGGAUAAGCUGCAGGUGAAGAAUAUUAUCUACCAUGCAGUUAAGGAUGCUGUUGGCACACUGAAAGCUCAUGAAUCCAAACUGGCUAGGUCUUAGGAAUUGGUGAUUCCAAACCCCCCUCUGGAGUCAUUUUUUUGCUCACAGUAUAGAAGGGGAGUGCACAUGCCUGCCUCUGUAGGUGCCAGAGGCCACUUGCUAAGAGAGGUCAUGGCGUUCAUUACACUCUCCAGCCACUGUCUUCUAUGCUGCCUCAACACAACAUCUGAAGGAAGGUCACAAUAACAUACAGAAUUCCUGAUUAAUGAGAGGUGCUGUGUCAUUUUCCUGUGGCCUUUUGCAAAUUGAAAUCGUAUGGAAACCAUGUGGUGUUCCAGCAUAUUAUGAAUAGAAAGUGUGAACCUUUUUCAUGCCUAGUUAGUCUUUCCAAGAAGUUAGAAAGAAUGAUGUGGACAUUCUAUUGCAGACUUCAGUAGCUAGCUCUGAAUGAGUGUGACCACCAGGAGCCCAGCUACAGAAAUAUGGACAUGAGUCCUCCAGAGUCUGACACAGGCCAAGGAAAAAAGAUAAAUUGUUCUUCAUGCUCCCUUUUAACAGUUCUCUAUACACUGUAGAAAUGCAGAAACACAGAGAGAAACCACUGUUUUUCCCAGAUGGCUCCAGGAUUAAAAAUUGUGUAUUUAGUGAAAAACUAGGUUUGUAGUGAAACAGUAUUUCAUGAAAGUAGAUAUUUUUAGAAUUUGAAAUACCACAACUGUUCCUAGAUUACAAGGAAAGGCACAUCGCGUUUAGUCUUCCUUUCAAGAAAUUAUUCUUAGAAAUAAAUCCAGAAUAGCACAAUUGGCCAGAGGAGAGCUAAAAGAAAUUGACUUCCAACACCAGUUCCCACAAAGAAAGAAGUAAAGGGGGGAAAAGAACUUUUAUGUUUUGGAGAUGUUGUACAUCUCUCCCUAAACUGGUAAACGAGGCAAUAGUUCACCAGUUGUCAGUUUUAGAUUGGGACUACUACUUCCCAGAACUAAUUUUCAAUAUCAGCUUUGUCCAGAAAUAUUUUCAGUAAAAUGUUCCUGCUUGAUAGAGUUGUAUUCAGAGUUGUCACCAUUGAACUGAUGGAUUCCAUUGUUUGACUGUUCAUUGGGACUAUAUCUACCUUCUAUCCAGCUGUACUGUAGUGCCACCUGCAGGCCUGUUAAUAUGUUCAUGGUUAUUUCAUUUUUUAAAAAAUAAAAGUCAUUUACUGUAGAA